This is a messenger RNA of Galeopterus variegatus (Sunda flying lemur), 1075 nucleotides long. It is a transcript of the gene TMEM72, whose product is annotated as transmembrane protein 72. The coding region runs from base 187 to 1014 and encodes 275 amino acids. NCBI's taxonomy places the organism in Eukaryota, Metazoa, Chordata, Mammalia, Dermoptera, Cynocephalidae. The record is from RefSeq and is a predicted model, not a curated record. The transcript has 5 exons.
GAACCCUAUUCACACCUGGGCCAGGCUGCGGUGGCCAGGACCGGUUUGGGAAGGCAGGGCCCUCGGACACGGGGGCCCAGAGCCUGCAGCCACAGCCUCCUGCCUGUGCACAGGCAUUCAGGAGCAUCUCGGUGUGGGAGCCUCUGCUGCCUGCCCUGCUGGGACUCUGCCCUCACCCCCAGCACCAUGAAGCUGCAGAUGUUCUGGACUGGGCUGGAAUAUACCUGCCGGCUCCUGGGCAUCACCACUGCUGCAGUGUUGAUCGGCGUGGGCACCGAGACCUUCCUCCAGGGCCAGUUCAAAAGCCUGGCUUUCUAUCUGCUGUUUACAGGAGCUGCCGUCUCGAUGUGUGAAGGAGCCUACUUUGUGGCUCAGCUGCUGGCCAUCUGCUUCCAGUGUCAGCCAGGGUCCCUGGCCAGCAGAGCAAGGGAGAAGGCCCACUGGCUGGGCUGCUUCCAGAAGUUCCUGGCCUACAUGCUGCUGUCGGUGGCCUGCUUCCUCCACCCUGUCCUGGUCUGGCACGUGACCAUCCCAGGCUCCAUGCUCAUCGCCACAGGCCUGGCCUACUUCCUCCUGAGCAAGCGGAAGAAGAGAAAAGCUGCCCCCGAAGUGCCAGCCUCCCCAGAACAGUACACAGACCCCUCUGGCAGCGCCGUGAGCACCACUGGCUCUGGGGACACUGAGCAAACCUACACCUUCCACGGGGCCCUCAAGGAGGGGCCUAGCUCCCUCUUCAACCACAUGAAGAGCAUCCUGAAGGGGACCAGGAAGCCCAGCCCCCUCCCGCCCCCAGACACCCUGAUGGAGCUGACCCUGGAACCAGCUGACUCCUUAGCCAAGAAGAAGCAGGUGCACUUUGAAGACAACGUGGUCAGAAUCAUCCCGUCCCUGGCCGAAGGGCUGGAGGAUGGAGACAGUGAGCCUGAGGAGACCACCUCUGACACGACCCCCAUCAUCCCUCCCCCCCAGGCUCCGCUUUUUCUGUCCUCUCUCGCUGCCACCGGCCUGUACUGAGCUGCUUGAUCCAGCCUGGGGGACACUGAGUGAGGGGUCUGCAGAGAUCCACGGCCCUGCC